Messenger RNA from Puccinia graminis f. sp. tritici CRL 75-36-700-3, 1764 nucleotides. RefSeq lists its product as uncharacterized. The record is from RefSeq and is a predicted model, not a curated record. NCBI's taxonomy places the organism in Eukaryota, Fungi, Basidiomycota, Pucciniomycetes, Pucciniales, Pucciniaceae. The transcript is spliced from 3 exons. Bases 1 to 1764 code for a protein of 587 amino acids.
AUGAACUUCCCGAACAACUCAGACUCUAGUGGCCUGUCCUCAGAAUUUCAACAAUUUAUUACCAACAGCAUGAACCAAACAUCUGAGCAACUCCAAGCCAUGCAACGAGCUUUGGCCGAGAAAGACGAAAUGAUCCGACAACUCCUCAAGCUUGGCAAAAUGCAAUUGGCCGACCAGCAAGGCAAUUCCUCUGAAGGUCCGCAAGUAGGCACGCACUCAGCCCCCAAAUCCGGUUUGCCGAUUUCCGAGAACACACCGCCGAACAAAGGUAAAUCUGUUAAGCGUGCGGUCAGUGGGCCAUCCAAGCUUAACAAUCCCAAAGGCGCAUCCAAAGGCAACACCGGAACGCCAACUCGCUCCAACAACAAACGUCGGGAAUCAACGCCAAAGACCGUCACCCCCAAAAAGCCAAAUCAAGUGCUUGCACUAUACGCCCACAUCAAGAUUCUAUGGGGUUUAACCGAAAAACGCCCAAUCCCACCUGCGCCGCAACCCGACAUAUUGCAAGAGUUUUACCAUCAAUUCUCUGAUUCGCACCAGAUCAAGAAUGUUGUGAACAACGUCAAUUCACCCGCCAUGGUGCCGAAAGACCAGAUCGAGACGCUCAAAGACAUGGUCUCUGGACGCAAGAACAUUGCGUCAGGCAUUGUUCAUGUUGAAGAACAGUUCAUUGAUUAUGCACGUACCUGCUUAGCUCGGAUGGGUUUGCGAGUGUGGGGCCCAAACCUCGACGAAACCCAGGACUCUCUCCUCAAUUCAGCAUGUCGGAUAUCAGCAGUUUCCACCUUUCGACAAGUCGCAGCCGUCGGAGCUUAUGAUUUCAUGAGUAUCAACAAAACCUAUCUCAACGAGUUUAAUCUGCUCUACCAAUGUUACAACCACUAUGUCCACCACGUAAUGCUAGAACGGUUCAAGAAGGAACAAAAGGAGGGGGGUAAAUACCAUGCAGAAGAGGAGAAGAAAGCAAUCCAAAAAGCCCGUGAACGACUUCGAGAUGCCAGGUAUAAAUUCGCUGUCGAACAUGACUUCCCCCCAAGGUAUCAGAAGAUAAUUGGCGACAUUCAUAGCCACAGCAAUGACGAAUACAACGCCAAGAACAAGGUCUAUGUUAUCAAAACUCUCCCCUUUCGCUCCAAAACCGCAAACACCUUUUUUUGCCGCCUCGAUAAAGUGAUGAUAGAUACCAACCUCGUUCGUGGAAAGAGGAGCCAACAACGUCGCCGAGCCCUUCCGACCAAACCCCAGCCCACAGUAUUCCCUAGAGCUCCAAAACGCCUUCCCCUUGACUUCUACGAUCCUGAAUGGUUCAAUGAGCUCCAGCCCAACAUCAAAGAUAUAGUUGCAGACACCAACUCGGUGGCGUUUUUCCCAGAACCAGCCAAUAUUCUUCGCGGAAACCGACACGCAGAUGAGAAGCUCAGCGACAAACGGUUCACGGAGAAGUAUUGGGACAAGGUGACCAGUAAAUACAACCUUGAUCACAUUAUUAACAACGAGGAUGACAAUAGCAGUGAUGAUGAAGACAAUGACGACGCAAGCUACCAUGGCAAUGAGAUUGAUUUAGCCAACACCUCAGGCGAGGAGGAGGAAGAACCGGACGAGCAAGAAGAAGAUGUCGCCUUCAUUGACGACCAAGAGCCUCAGGCCGGUCCUAGUAACACUAACCAUGAAGACUCAAGUGACGAUGAUGGUGCUUACGAUAACAACAACAAGAUGUUGGUCGAUGAUGACAAUGUUGCUUUUGCAAAUACUUGGGCCGCUUGA